GACUUCCGGGCUCACGUCACGGACGGCGCAUCCAAUCGGCGCAUGCGUCCCGCGAACCAGCGUAUCUUGGCAAAGAUGGCGGCGGGGUCCGAAACGAAAAACAAUGACGUUUUCCUCAAAACGAAGGCGGACAAAAAAGUGAUUCGUGAUUUAGCCGAGUCGGCACCGGUUCGCACGGCUCACGUUAACAACACGACCUUAACAGCUAAUCACACAGAAAACGCAGCUGUCGGCAGUAUUUCUAAAAUUGAAAGCAACCAAAUGGGACUUUCACAACCAGAUUUUGCCAAGUCAGCUGUAGGGACAGAAGUGUACGCAUGUGCGAGUGACUGCGUGGAUGCAGCAAGUGGGACAACAUCAGCAAAAGAACCGAGCUCGAAAGACCCCGAUAAUAAGUCCGUCUGUGUUGGCGAGCCAGGGAAUAGGCUUUCUCAUACUUUUAACGGGCGCGUCGUCCAAGUCUACAACAGAGGCGCACCUGUUGGCAGCGGCGCCCACAAACCACAAUCCACUUCCACGGGCGUCGACAACGGACCUGUGACGGAAAACGUCACAACUGUAUCCACAACAUCCAAUGCAAUCAUUCAAACAACUUCUACGAGUUUGAUCAGUCCAGCCACGGUCACGCUUACAAGGCCCCCGAUGCCAACGUGUACCGCAGCACGAUGCGCAACCAGCACGGGUGCAAACAGAACUGACUCCCAGAGUGGCGCACAUGGGACAGCUUCAAGUGUCACCACUGGCUCGGCAACCCCCAUCAGGAGCCCAGUUGUUAAGCAGAAUCCGAGGAACCAUGGACCCUCCACAAUUGCUGUCACACCCACUGGUGAAAUAAGAGCUGUUACUCCUAAGGUGUUGACCCCCCGAUUCUCCCAGCCACAAAAAAAUGUCCAAAACAUCCAGAUCCCUGCAGGUAUGGUUUUGGUUCGCAGUGAAAGUGGGCAACUGCUGAUGAUUCACCAACAGACCUUGGCUCAGAUGCAAACUCAGGCACAGUCCCAAAGUGCAGUGACACCACCGCCUUCAGCCUCCUGCAGCACCAGCCAGAUCAAAUCUCCGCAGGCCUCACAGGCAUCACUGCUUGCCCGUGUUGUUACACCCACCACAUUUGUCCAACAAGGCUCAGCAGCCCAGACCACAUUGCCAACUACUUCUACACUGCAGAAACCUCCAGUGCUGCAGAACCCUGUCAUACUCGGAGGAAAUGCCACCACUCUGGAACAAAUUCAAAGAAUCCCAAACACAGUUCAGCCUGCAUCUGCAAUUCGAGCGCAAACACCGAGUUCUGGGUUCUUGGGAGCCACUGGGAACUCUGUCACUCCAACAGCAAUAACACCAAUCUCAGCAGAGACACUGCAGAAUGUGAAGAAGUGUAGAGACUUUCUAUCUACGCUGAUAAAACUGGUAUCCAGUAAGAACCACUCGUCUGAAACCAUCGCCAAUGUCAAAAAGUUGAUCAAGAAUCUGCUGGUAGCAAAGCUUGAGCCGGAAGAGUUUACCACUAAGUUGUACAAGGAGCUCAACUCGUCACCGCAGCCUUGCCUUGUGCCUUUCCUAAAGCGAAGCCUCCAAGCUCUGCGCCAGUUGACCCCAGAUGCAGACGCUUUUAUCCAGCAGAGCCUCCAGCCUCGUACAAGCGCUCAACCUUCGGCUGUGGCUUCUUCAUCCCUGACAACAGUGGUGAUGCGACCGCCACUUUCCCCCAAAGCCGCUAUCUCUGCAGCCACCAGCACUUCUGCAAACAAAACCACCAUCGUCACUGUCUCUCAACCGCCUUAUAGUAAACCUGGAAUGAUUGUUACCAAGCAACAAGGAGUGAUGGUGAACCCUCAGGGGACGUUGGCUCAGUCGUCAAUAGUAACUCUCAGAGGACCAUCUCACAGUCGCAUCAAUCUGGGACAGCCUCCUGUGGUCAAGCAGCUUAAUUCAGUCAAGCAGACUCUGGGUGCUAAUUCUGUUCAAGUUGUCAGCCAAACUCCUCUCCAGGCUUCGCAGAAGAACAAGAUGCAGCAAAUAAGCAGUGCAACCUUGAGGGAUGAUGAUGAUGAUAUCAAUGAUGUGGCCUCAAUGGCCGGAAUAAACCUGUCAGAAGAGAGUGCUCGUAUCCUAGCAACUAACUCGAGGCUUGUUGGUGCUGUGACCCGAUCUUGUAAGGACGAGGCUUUCCUCUCCACGUACUUGCUCUCUCAGAGAGCUCUGGAAAUUGGUAUAAAUUUUGGUGUCCAGGAAUUAGGGGUGAAUGUUGUAAAUUAUAUUGCCCAUGCUGCUCAGUUCAGACUACAGAGCCUGAUGGAAAAGGUCUCCCAAGUGGCACAGCAGAAGAACUCAACCUUCAAAGAAGAUAAACGGCAUGAACAGGUCACCGAAGUGCGAACCCAGCUCAAAUUCUUUGAGCAGCUGGAUCAGCUGGAGAAGCAGAAGAAAGAAGAGCUGGAGAGGGAGAUCCUCCUAAAGGCUGCUAAGUCUCGGUCACGACAAGAAGACCCAGAGCAGCUCAGGCUGAAACAGAAGGCCAAAGAGAUGCAACAGCAGGAGCUGGCGCAAAUAAUGCAGCGGGAAGCCAACCUAACAGCGCUGGCAGCAAUCGGUCCCAGGAAAAAGCGGAAAAUGGACUCACCUCUCAGGGCUUCUAGCGCAGAGGGCGUAGGGUUGGACUCCAGCCCACCCAGAUGUUCCGGCAGAGAUGGAUCUCGACAGUUAACACGACAGCGCAUUACUAGAGUUAACCUUCGUGAUCUGCUCUUCUGCCUGGAGAACGAAAGAAGCACUGGUCACUCGUGUCUGCGCUAUAAAGCGGGAAGAAACUUAUCUGGAACAUUGAAGAGACAGCACAUUUUAAAAGCCUCCUCCAGCCCCGGCCUAUUGUAUUCUCAGAGAUGGAGCAAAUAUCAGUGCAGCGCCCUGAUUUCACAUUGCCCUUCAGCUCACACGCUUUCCCACUCUUCAGUCGCGCUGCACAAAAAUGGAAAAAAAAUAUCUUUGCAGAACCGAGUACAUGAAAUGUCAGAGACCCUUUUAGUGUUACUUUAACUGCGUCUGAGUGAGAGCACCAGAAUUUUCUAAAUUGCAAAAAUCUAAUGAGAGCUUUUAACUGCCAUCAUAAUUGGAUUAUUUUAUUUUGAACUGUUUUACAGAGAUGCAUUAAUCCUGUCUGUUGAGCUGCCUCUAACCAAAUUGAAUCAGGUUCAUAGAAGGUUUGCAGCUUUUUUUAUUGUGUUGCCUAGAAUAUUAGAUAUUUUAUUUAAAACUAGUUUUAAUUGCACUAAUAAUUUCAAAUGCAUCUUAGUGAACCUGUUACUAUUUUAUGAUGUCCAUUUGAAUAUUGUGGUAGACAUGAGUCCAUAUAAUGCAUCCAGAUAGUAUUCACAAUUCUUUCCCUUUUCCACAUUGUUUAUUUACAGCAUUAUUCCAAAAUGAAAUACAUUCAUACGUAUUUGUCCUCAAAACUCGGCAUACAAUACCUUUUAAUGAAAAAGUAAAAAGGGUUUAAAAAAAAAAAGCUUAUCAAACUUAUUAAGGAUAAAAAACUAACCGUAAGUAUUCACAGCCUUUGCGCAAUGCUUUGUUGAUGCACUUUUUACAGCAAUUACAUUUUCAAGUAUUUUUUAUGUGAUACAAAAUGCGUGGCACACCUAUCUGAGCAGUUUCGCCCAUUCCUCUUUGCAGCACCUUUCAAGCUCCAUCAGGUGUAAAGGGAAGCAUUGGUUUUCAUCCAGGAUGUCUCUGUACAUUGCUGCAUUCAUCUUUCCCUCUAUCCUGACGAGUACCACAUUUUCUGACACUGAAAAACAUCCCCGCAGCAUGAUGCUGCCACCACCAUACUUCACUGUAGGGAUGGUAUUGCCCUGGUUAUGAGCGGUGCUUGGUUUUCUACAAACAUGAUGCCUGGCAUUUACACCAAAGAGUUCAGUCUUCGUCUCAUCAGAUCAGAAAAUGUUGUUUUGUGGUCUGAAAGUCUUUCAGGUGCAUUUUUAAAAUCUUCUUACUAAGAAAUGGCUUCCGUCAGGCCACUCUACCAUUUAAAUCUAAGUAGUGUUUUGCUGCAGAGGUGGUUGUCCUUCUAGAAAGUUCUCCUCUCUGCAGAGGAAUGCUGUAGCUCAGACAGAGUGACCAUCAGGUUCUUGGCCACCUCCCUGACCAGACUUAAAUUAAUGCAGCAAUGUACAAAGACACUCUGGAUGAAAACCAACACUUCCCAUCUAAUCUGGUGGAGCUUGAGAGCUGCUGCAAAGAGGAACUGGGCAAUACUGACCAAAGAUAGGUGUGCCAAGCUUGUGGCAUUGUGUUCAAAAAGACUUGAGACUGUAAUUGCUGCCAAAUGUGCAUCAACAAAAUAUUGAGCAAAGGUUGUGAAUACGUAUCUACAUGUGAUUUUGUAUUUUUUUAUUUUUGAUAAAUGUACAAAAUGUUUAUAAAAAAAAACAAAAACAAACCUUCACAUUGUUUAUAUGGUAUUGUCUGCGCAAUUACUUGGACAAAAUGAAUGUAUUUCAAUUGUGAAUAAGGCUGUAACGUAACAAAAUGUGUAAUAAGUGAAGCGCUGUGAAUUAUGUCUGAGUGCACUUUAUCAGCAAGUGUCUUGUUUAUCUUUCUGAAGAAGAUUGCUGAAGAUUUACUGAACUGAUGUUUUUAAAAUCAUCAACAUGGCAUUUUUUUUGUCAGUCGCAAUCAAGUAAGUGCAGACAUGUCUGCUAUAGAGAAGUGUAAGAUGAUUAGUUAACCCCAACAAAUAUGUUAUUGUUAGGUUCAUUUAAAAAUAAUAGAGGGAUAUUUUUAGGGCAAAAGGGUUGCCAGUAAAUACUUUGAGGGCCCUAUGCAAGUCCAAAUCAGACAAAAGGUAUUGUCUUAGAAAUAUAUUUUCAAGCAGUUAGUAUUUGUUUGCAGUUUAUUGUUUUUAAAAUUAAAACAUGCACUUUGACAGAUAUUUUAUAAAAUUUGCCAGUCAGAUUAAUAACUAUACAUAUUUAUUGGUCUUCACUUUGAAUGUAUACAAGUUUUUGUACAUUUUAUUAAUGUAUAAACAAACAUUUGCUACUUAAAAUCAAUGUCGAUAUAGGAAGUAUUUUCUCAUAUCACAAAGGUCACAUCUAUAACGGUGUCUUACAAUUGUGUGUAAAUUUGUAAAUAUCUGCAUUGAAACAAGUUUUGAUUUGUUUUUUUUUUAUAAUGGACUAAAAUAAAUCCGAUAAAUCUGCAAAUUCCUAACUCGAUUGCCUUCUGUGUUCACCGCAAAUUUGUGUAUCGAAACAAGAAAUAUAUGUCAAUGAAAACAAUAAAUCUCAAGUAAAUCUGUC
This is a messenger RNA of Nerophis ophidion (straightnose pipefish), 5294 nucleotides long. RefSeq names its product transcription initiation factor TFIID subunit 4-like. Lineage: Eukaryota; Metazoa; Chordata; Actinopteri; Syngnathiformes; Syngnathidae. The record is from RefSeq and is a predicted model, not a curated record. Bases 43 to 3030 code for a protein of 995 amino acids. Gene Ontology annotation, cellular component: transcription factor TFIID complex. The transcript has 17 exons. Gene Ontology annotation, molecular function: RNA polymerase II general transcription initiation factor activity; DNA binding; protein heterodimerization activity. Gene Ontology annotation, biological process: transcription initiation at RNA polymerase II promoter; DNA-templated transcription.